This is a messenger RNA of Rhineura floridana, 2120 nucleotides long. It is a transcript of the gene KARS1, whose product is annotated as lysyl-tRNA synthetase 1. The record is from RefSeq and is a predicted model, not a curated record. Gene Ontology annotation, molecular function: lysine-tRNA ligase activity; ATP binding; tRNA binding. Gene Ontology annotation, biological process: basophil activation involved in immune response; lysyl-tRNA aminoacylation; positive regulation of macrophage activation. Gene Ontology annotation, cellular component: cytosol; aminoacyl-tRNA synthetase multienzyme complex; cytoplasm. The coding region runs from base 205 to 2022 and encodes 605 amino acids. The transcript is spliced from 14 exons. NCBI's taxonomy places the organism in Eukaryota, Metazoa, Chordata, Lepidosauria, Squamata, Rhineuridae.
CGGGGCCCCGAGGAGGGCGUGGCGUCAGCCGUAGAAGCGCCGUCGCUGACACGGAAGUGCCUCCGCUUCUGCUUCCCGCGACAGAGAAAGCUCCCGCAAGGCCGGCAAGAUGGCGACGCCCGCCGCGAGGAGCCCCGUGGCCGGGGAGGCCGAGCCGCCCCUCAGCAAGAAGUGAGUCCCGGACCCGCCGCCGCCGCCGCCCUCAUGCUGGGCCUGGCGGCGCGGCUGCUGAAAGGCCCCCCAGUCCGGACCCGGCCGCUCUGGAGCUGCAGCGGCGGGAAGAGGCGGCAGGCCCUUGGUGGGCAGGCGAGCGAGCUGAAGCGGCGCCUGAAGGCAGAGAAGAAAAUGGCCGAGAAGGAGGCGAAGCAGAAGGAGCUGGGCGAGAAGCCGCCGCCGGCAAAGCCGCCCUCGGGAGUUUUCUCCGAGGCCGCGGCGGUCGACGAGGAGAAUCUGGACCCCAACCAAUAUUACAAGAUCCGCAGUCAAGCAAUCCAACACCUGAGGGGCACUUCUGAAGAUCCUUAUCCACAUAAGUUCCAUGUGGAUCUAUCCCUGUCAGAAUUCAUAGACAAGUACAACCACCUUCAGGCAGGGGAUCACCUGAUUGACAUUACAGUGAGAGUGGCAGGCCGGAUUCAUGCAAAACGUGCCUCUGGAGGAAAGUUGAUAUUUUAUGAUCUUCGUGGGGAGGGAGUUAAAUUGCAAGUCAUGGCAAACUCCAGAAACUACAAAUCUGAAGAAGAAUAUAUACACAUUAACAACAAGCUUCGCCGUGGAGACAUUAUUGGGGUCCAAGGGAAUCCUGGCAAGACAAAGAAAGGAGAGUUGAGCAUCAUUCCAUAUGAAAUCACUCUGCUCUCUCCGUGCCUUCACAUGCUACCUCAUCUUCAUUUUGGACUCAAAGACAAGGAAACUAGAUUUCGGCAACGAUACCUGGAUUUAAUUCUUAAUGAUUUUGUGAGACAAAAAUUCAUAGUCCGAGCAAAAAUGAUAACAUACCUUCGAAACUUCCUAGAUGAAAUGGGCUUUUUGGAGAUUGAGACUCCCAUGAUGAAUAUUAUACCAGGCGGGGCGGUGGCAAAGCCUUUCAUCACCUACCACAAUGAACUGGACAUGAACUUGUACAUGAGAAUAGCACCUGAGCUCUACCACAAGAUGUUAGUGGUUGGCGGAAUAGACCGGGUUUAUGAAAUUGGGCGCCAGUUCCGGAACGAAGGCAUCGAUUUAACUCAUAACCCAGAGUUCACAACCUGUGAAUUUUACAUGGCAUACGCAGAUUACCAUGACUUGAUGGAGAUCACAGAACAGAUGCUCUCGGGGAUGGUGAAACACAUCACUGGCAACUACAAGGUAAUGUAUCACCCUGAAGGCCCAGAGAGCCAGGCCUAUGAAAUAGACUUCACACCACCCUUCCAGAAGAUCAGCAUGGUGGACGAGCUGGAGAGAAUAUUGGGAGUGACGCUUCCUGCAGCUGAUCAGUUUGAGACUGAAGAAACUCGCAAGUUCUUUGAUGAUCUCUGUGAGGAGAGGGGGGUUGAGUGCCCACCCCCACGGACUACAGCCAGGCUCCUUGAUAAGCUGGUUGGGGAAUGUUUGGAAGUCACAUGCAUUAACCCCACAUUUAUCUGUGAUCACCCUCAGAUCAUGAGUCCCCUAGCUAAAUGGCAUCGCCAUCAGCAGGGGUUGACGGAGCGUUUUGAGCUUUUCGUGAUGAAGAAGGAAAUCUGCAAUGCCUACACAGAGUUGAAUGACCCUUUUCGGCAGCGGCAGCUUUUUGAAGAUCAGGCCAAGGCAAAAAGUGCUGGUGACGAUGAGGCCAUGUUUAUUGAUGAGAACUUCUGCACAGCUCUGGAAUACGGGCUGCCCCCUACAGCUGGCUGGGGCAUGGGCAUUGACCGCCUGACCAUGUUCCUGACUGACUCAAACAACAUUAAGGAGGUGCUGCUGUUCCCAGCCAUGAAACCCGAAGAAAAGAAGAAGGAUGACCAGGCCAGUUCUUCUGCUGAUGGGACCUCAGUCUGACCCAGCAGACUGCAGCGAGGGUCAGAGGCUGCCCUGGGUUUGAACAGGUCGUUGGACAAAUAAAAUUGUGAAUAAAGGAGCUAUGCUAUUGCCCUUUA